Molecule: messenger RNA, 1039 nt
Organism: Oreochromis niloticus (Nile tilapia)
Lineage: Eukaryota; Metazoa; Chordata; Actinopteri; Cichliformes; Cichlidae
Gene: anapc10
Product: anaphase promoting complex subunit 10
Exons: 6
Coding region: 156-716 (186 amino acids)
Biological process (GO): anaphase-promoting complex-dependent catabolic process; protein K11-linked ubiquitination
Cellular component (GO): anaphase-promoting complex
Source: RefSeq, a predicted model, not a curated record
GCUCAGCGCUGACGUGUAUAAGAAGCGACGCUGAGGCGCAAAAAAGUGGGAGAUUCGAAGUGCGUAAAUAGAAACGGAUUUAAACUAUUUUGGAUGUGCAGCCGCAUGUCUGAUCCACUGACACGACACUCCGGAGACCUGUACUAACGCGUCUUAUGGCGACACCGAGCAAGACACCACCUGGAGCUGACCCGAAGCAGCUGGAGCGGACCGGGACGGUUCGGGAGAUCGGCUCCCAGGCGGUGUGGUCCCUCUCUUCCUGUAAACCUGGUUUUGGAGUGGAUCAGCUGAGGGAUGACAACCUGGAGACCUACUGGCAGUCGGAUGGGUCGCAGCCUCACCUGGUCAACAUACAGUUUAGGAGGAGGACGACAGUGAAGAUGUUGUGCAUUUAUGCUGAUUAUAAGUCAGACGAGAGCUACACCCCAAGUAAGAUCUCGGUGCGAGUUGGCAAUAACUUUCACAAUCUUCAAGAAAUCAGGCAGCUAGAGAUGGUGGAGCCCAGUGGAUGGAUUCACAUCUCUCUCAUGAAUCCGCGCACAAACGAGCCCAUCAGCACGUUCAUGAUCCAGAUCGCCGUGCUGGCCAACCACCAGAACGGGAGAGACACGCACAUGAGGCAGAUCAAAGUUUACACGCCUGUGGAGGAGAGCUCGAUCGGCAAGUUCCCACGAUGCACCACGGUCGACUUUAUGAUGUACCGGACCAUCAGGUGAUGUGGACGUGACCCAGGAACCCCGACAGACUUAUAUCUGGAGCUGCUCCAGAUCGUUAUCAAUGAGAGGAACACCAGUGAAGCUGCCAAUGUUGAAUAUUUAAAGAUGUUCAGUCAGAGUCAUUGAGCCAGUCAGUGUUGGUUUACAUGCUUUAGCAAUGAGUUUCCACACAGAGUGAAUGCUUUGAUAUGAAUUUGGUUCCUAAAUUUAACCUUUUUGUCUCUCGCAGUAUAAUAAAAAAAAACAACAACUUUUGUGCCUACACAUUGUUUCCUGUUGUGGAUUGUUAAUAAAAAGGUAAAAAUAAAUGUUUCAAAAAUCCA